UAUCUAUCCAUCACCGUCGUCUUUAAUUGGUGAAGAUGGCGUUGGACAUGGGUAUUCAAGUGAAUGGCAGCAAUGCGCUGACAUCAUCCUUUACUGCUAAGAAAAAGGAUGCUGGAAAUGCUGAGAAAGAAAAUCUUUGGUCUUCAAUAUUGAGUGAAGUACAAAAACAAGGCAGCACAAAACUUCCUUCAAAUAAAUCUGUAUUAGUAUUGGGUGAUAAUGCCACCGGUAAAACUACAUUGGUGGCUAAAUUGCAGGGUGUGGAAAAUCCUAAAAAAGGUUCCGGUCUAGAAUAUGCCUACAUAGAUGUUAAAGAUGAAUACAGAGAUGAUAUGACGCGUUUAAGUGUUUGGGUCUUAGAUGGUGAUCCAGGCCAUAAAAAUUUAUUGCAUUUUGCUUUAAAUGAAACCAAUUAUGCACACACAUUGGUUAUACUCACAGUAUCUAUGACUCAACCAUGGUAUUGGUUGGAACAACUCAACCAUUGGAUAAAGGUUCUAUCUGAUCAUAUUGAAACUUUGAAAUUAGAACCUGAAGAGAAACAAGAAGCCCGCCAGCGUUUAAUAACAUCUUGGCAAAGUUAUUGUGAAGUUGGAGAUGAUUUAGAUCCUGGUUCGCCGGUAAAACGCACGAUGAGAAAUAAUUCCAUAGAUGAUGAUGAUUUGUUACCGCUUACUGAAGGAGCAUUACUAACCAAUCUUGGUUUGGACAUUGUAGUCGUUGUAACAAAGACUGACUACAUGACAACAUUGGAAAAAGAAUACGAUUAUCGGGAUGAACAUUAUGAUUUUAUUCAACAAUGGAUAAGACGUUUCUGUUUACAGCAUGGCACAUCACUUUUUUACACAAGUGUUAAAGAAGACAAAAACUGUGAUCUCCUCUAUAAAUAUUUAACACAUCGAAUCUAUGGUCUACCAUUCCGAACUCCUGCCCUAGUCGUUGAAAAAGAUGCGGUUUUAAUUCCUGCCGGUUGGGAUAGCUUAAAGAAAAUAAGUAUUUUAUAUGAGAAUAUGCAUUCUUGUAAAGCUGAGGAUUACUAUACCGAUAUUAUAACAGCACCGCCUUCUAGAAAAGCUGUAUCAAAUCGUGAAAUUGAAAUUCAAACUGAAGACGAACAAACAUUUUUGGGACGACAACAAGAAGUCCUUAAGGCCGGCGGUCAAGUACGUAGUGAAUCACCUUUACGUUCCCAGGCUAGUAAAGCUUUGCCUCGUACCCCAGGUUCUGCUAAUCAGAACUCACCAACUAGAAAGCUUGAUGUUAAAAUGAACCCUGCUACUCCUGGAGGUGAGGGAGUUCUGGCGAAUUUCUUUAAUUCAUUGUUGCACAAAAAAUCUGGAUCACCAGCAACUCCCCCUGGUGCCAUGAGUACACCUAGAACCAAUGGUUCUGAUAGUAUGCUGACUCCUGAUAAAUUAUCUGUGCGCACGGAUGCUGCCGCAGAAUUGGAUCGUUUAGCGAGGAGUGUAAAGAAAGAUGUAGAUUUCUCGCAAAGCGAAUGUUAAAUAAAAGGCGACGUCACUCUACCACAACAACAGAGGCACUAAUUUCAGAUAAUCGUAUAAACUGUAAUAAUUCAAAUUAGUAAAAAAAAUAUAAAUAUACUAUCGAAAUUGAAUUUGAAUAUAUAUGCAUAGACUUUUAAAGACCGAAGGGAAAAUGCUAAAAAAAUACUAAAAUCAUUAAGGCCUUUCAUCAUCCUCUUUAUAAUUUUAAACUUUAGUAAACACUAGAGUAAUUAUAAUUAUUAUAAACAAAUGUUAAAAGAAUGAAAUUGUUUUUUAUAUAUAAACAUUAUUUUCUAUAUCUGCCCUCCAUAUAACAAUUAUGUUUGCUUCAGUAAAAAAAAAAAAUAAUCCAAUUUUAAAGUUGUGCUCAUUUUUUAAAUAUAUUAAAUAUUUUAUUUUUUAAUUUUUUUUUAAUAAUCAAUGAAAAUAUCAAGUACUGUACACAACUUUAUAAUAAAAAACAACAAAAGGGGAUCAACUCUUUUUAAACCACUUUGUUAAUAAUCUGGCUUAAUAAUUAAAAGUAUUUUUUAAAUAGACAUUCAAUUGUGUGUUUUUUUAAUUUGAUUUAGUUGCUCAAAGAUUUAUAUGUUUAAUGAAACACGAAAUAUAAUGUAACCAUCGUAGAUUUAUCGUUUAAACAAAAGACACUCCAUAAUCUGUAAAAUAUAUAAAAGAAAAUUAAAAUGAUAAUAAUAAUCCCUAAAAAUCCUUACAUAAUAAAAUAAAUAAUCAUUUUUAACUGUUUUAUUUUAUUUAACAAAAAUAUACAAUAAUUAACAGUUAUGGCGUCAUUUUUAUCAGCAGCAAAUACACGCAUUUCUUUUAAUUUUUAUUAAAAAAUAAAUUGAAAUGUGUGUUUACAACAAAAUCUUUAAGUAAAACGCAACAUUUUUUAAUUAACUUAAAAUAACCAAACCUUUUACUUAUGUAAUUGUUUGAGAUUUUAAUUUUACUUUUUCUAAAUUUAUUUUAAAUACUACUAUCGUAUAAUUAAAAAGAGUCCAAGGCCUUAUUUUACGUUAAGAUGUGUGUUAAAGUGCAAGUAACGAAUGAAAUCCACUUUAACAUUUAAUGUAAAAACUACACAUAUAUAUACAUAUAUUUUUUUAUUUAUUUUUCUAAUUUUAGUUUCUUUAACAAUAAAGAAAAGUUUGCUUUACUUUUUGUUUUAAGUAAAUUUUUUGCGUGUUCUCUUUAUAAAGUAUAAAAAUGUUUAUGAAUACAUAUUUGCAAAACUAACUAAAACAAUUAAUUAUUUAUAUAAAUUAAUUAAGUAAUUAAUAUACAUAUUAACUUAAUCUCCUCUUGCUAACAACUUAACAAAAAUUAAUUCAAAUUUUCCUCUUAAGUCACAUUAAACUAAAAAUUUUAGUUAAUUUUUAUUAAAUUGUUAGAAAAAAAAACAACAGAUAAUGCUCGUUUCUUAAAGAAUAUUCAAACAAGAAUAAUUAAAUGUAAAAACCACUAAAAAAAUAUCAAUAAAAUUUUGAAAAUUUAUGGAAACAUUUAAAACAAA
Molecule: messenger RNA, 3027 nt
Organism: Calliphora vicina (urban bluebottle blowfly)
Lineage: Eukaryota; Metazoa; Arthropoda; Insecta; Diptera; Calliphoridae
Gene: Dlic
Product: dynein light intermediate chain
Exons: 7
Coding region: 36-1505 (489 amino acids)
Biological process (GO): microtubule-based movement; microtubule cytoskeleton organization
Cellular component (GO): cytoplasmic dynein complex; centrosome
Molecular function (GO): dynein heavy chain binding
Source: RefSeq, a predicted model, not a curated record